Messenger RNA from Exophiala mesophila, 1653 nucleotides. RefSeq lists its product as uncharacterized. The record is from RefSeq and is a predicted model, not a curated record. Lineage: Eukaryota; Fungi; Ascomycota; Eurotiomycetes; Chaetothyriales; Herpotrichiellaceae. Bases 1 to 1653 code for a protein of 550 amino acids. The transcript has 4 exons.
AUGCCCGCCGAAUGGGAGCUUAUCAGGGACGAAUGCCAGGCGCGACGUCGAGAUGCCAUUCCCUCUACUCUAUUGCUUUCUGAAGGAUCGAUCAAAGCCCUUCCCAAAGAUCGCUCGACGGUGGUGGACCACAGUGGUCAUUUUACAGAUGCUGAGAUUUCCAUCAUCAACACCCCGGCACGCGAGAUUGUGGCAAAGAUCAAAGCGUAUGAGUGGAGUGCUGAAAUGGUCACGAGAGCUUUCUGUAAGUCCGCGGCGGUAGCACAACAGCUGACAAACUGCCUGACGGAGGUCUUCUUCGACGAUGCCAUACAGCGCGCCAAGUUUCUCGACGAGUACCAGCGCGAAAACAAUAAGACCAUCGGACCUUUACAUGGACUGCCAAUUUCUUUGAAGGAUAGUUUCUUCCUGGCUCCCUUCCCAUCUUCCAUCGCCGUCGCCGCCUUCGCGCGGAAGCCGGUUCGCUCCACUGCGCCCUUGGCUGAAGUAAUGCAAGACCUUGGAGCGGUCUUCUACGUCAAGACCAAUGUUCCUGUCGGGAUGAUGGGCUGCGAGACUAUCAAUAAUGUCUGGGGCGAGGCGACUAACCCGUGGGGAUUCACCCCGGGGGGAAGCUCGGGCGGGGAAGGUGCAUUAGUGUCCAUGAAAGGAUCACCCCUAGGGAUUGGAACCGACCUCGGAGGGAGUGUCCGUCUCCCAGCCGGCUGGUGCGGUCUGUAUGGCUUUAAGGCGAGCGCAUUGAGAAUGUCAAUGAGGGGCCAUCGGUCACCACUUGAGGGCGUGGACCUGAUCAAAGGAACUUGUGGUCCGCUCGCGCGUUGCUUCGACACCGUGGAAUUCUGGCUCGAGCUCAUCACCUCCGAGCCUCGCCUGUGGGAGCUCGACAACGAUGUUGUGCCAAUGCCAUGGCACUCUCAGGACGACCGCUAUAAGAAUAGGAAGUUGAGGAUCGGAGUGAUAAAGGAGACUGAUGGAUUGGUCACAGUCCACCCGCCUAUUGCUCGAGCUCUAGAUCUGGUGAUAGUGGCCCUGGAAGCCGAGGGCCAUGAGGUAUUCGACUGGAAGCCGAGAGGUCAUAAAGAAAUGUCGGAUCUGAUGCUCAAAAACACAUUUAGUCAUGGCCAACCAGUAAUUGAGAUGGUUACCGAAACCGGAGAGCCCCUGCUACCAACAUUAGCCGGGUUCAAAGCAGCGUACGAAGGAAGUGGCGAGCUCUUCACAGCCGAAACCCAACGAGUCAUGUCGGCAACCCGUGACCGCUUGCGCAACGAGUACUUCGAUGCCUGGGCCGCAACGGCGACCGAGUUGAGGCCGGAGAUGGACGCUAUCUUGACACCACUGUCCCCGUGGGUGAUGCCACCGCUCAAGGCAUUGGAUAGGGCACUUAACCUCAGUUUCACCAAUUUUGCAAACAUGCUUGACGCCCCGGCUUGUGUUCUACCGGUAACCUUUGUCGACAAGAAUGUGGACAAGAAACGAACAAGUUUUAAUCCACUUAACGACAUGGAUGCAACGAUUCAGGCCGAUUAUGAGCCAGAGCUUUAUGACGGAGUCCCGGUCUGCAUUCAAAUUGUUGGGAAAAGACUGCAAGAAGAACAACUGGUGGCGGUGGCGAAGAAGAUCGACCUCUUGAUGACCAAGGAGAAACGAUGA